Molecule: messenger RNA, 703 nt
Organism: Nasonia vitripennis (jewel wasp)
Lineage: Eukaryota; Metazoa; Arthropoda; Insecta; Hymenoptera; Pteromalidae
Exons: 3
Coding region: 404-703 (99 amino acids)
Source: RefSeq, a predicted model, not a curated record
GGUUCGUGGCUUGUGUUUUCUUAGGCUGCUUUGCGAUUUUUAGAGAAAUUAUCCGUGUGCUUAAAAGGGGUGGAGUGUAAUUUUUAAAGCGAGUGAAGUUUGGGGGAAAAAAUGUACACAGUGCUGUGAGUGUGUGAUUAAUUAAAUUGCUGAAAAAAGUCAUCAUGUCGGAGAGUAGUAAAGAAUCCGAAAGAAUUCAGAGUAACCACGCGUGAUCAAUGUAUUUCUCAAAUCCAGUGACAGAUAUCAUAAAUUCAGACCAUUCGCUUACCGAAAACUUUGAUUCACACGAUUCUCUAUUAAAAAUGUUGACCUAACGAGCCGAACUAUACAUCUCAGACGAAUUGGAGAAAAUCAAUAUUUAGAAAAAAAGAAGCGAAUUCCACGACUGUCAAGAAUCAAGAUGCUGCAACCUGAAGCGGAUGAGUUUGCGAGCGAAUGUCUGGAUUCGUCAGUGCUGGAUAUGGACGAGGAGAUCGAGAGCAUGAGGCAGCAUCAUCGGGAGAGAUGGAAACGACAACAGGAAACUAAGCACUCUAGAAUUGGCGUGUUUUUUAGAAGAGCUUGGUGCAAGUUGAAACCCGGCUAUAGCAGCAACGGAGAUUCCGGAUCAUCACUUAAGGACGACUUCUUUUACCGUAAGUCAAACUUGAGCUAUGUAGUGUUCUUCCUUACCGAUAGAUGCUGUGUUUCAUACUGCUGA